This is a messenger RNA of Chrysoperla carnea, 389 nucleotides long. RefSeq lists its product as uncharacterized. The record is from RefSeq and is a predicted model, not a curated record. The transcript is spliced from 3 exons. Bases 32 to 358 code for a protein of 108 amino acids. Lineage: Eukaryota; Metazoa; Arthropoda; Insecta; Neuroptera; Chrysopidae.
ACGGCAAAACGAUACAAAAAUCCAUACAGAAAUGCAAUCUUCAGAAUUAAAAUUAGAUUUAAAUGAUGGUGAUCAACAUGAAAGGAAGUUGGAACGACAAAUUGCUGAAUUUAAAGCGGAUCCCGAACGGAUGAAAAGUGCUAAUGAAUUUGUAAAUGAAUUAUUGGAAAAAGCACAAAAGGAGGCAUUGUUAAAAGGCAAUAAAAUGCAAUCAAUGGAUUCAAAUAUAGGUGAUGGAAAACCCAACUUACGACAGUGGCCGAAUCGGGCAAGAGGAUUCAUGUCAAGAGUAUUCCAAGCAAUCUGCAACUGUACAAAAACGACAGGACCUUUUCCAUUCCCUACAAAAUCAUCAUAAUGUUAAUUGUUUAUCAAUUACAUGAUUUAAA